AUGUCUGGCAAUGGCCGAGGCGACCAGAACGUCGAUUCAGAGGAUGAGAGCUGCCGAGUGGACAUGUUUCAAGAUGUGGUAAGUGCCACACAGAAGACGAGGUACCAGGGGAACACCGUGCAUUUCUGGACUUUCCCGCAUACGACGAAAGAUGGCGCCGUGACGGCGACAACGCACACCAAGAAGCAUCUGGCGAAGAUGCUUAAAGAAGCGUAUGGCGCUGACAACAUUGAGUUUUAUGUGAUCGUCAGCGAGCAGCAUGCCCAGUCGGAGCGUGCUUGGGAGCGCACGUAUCAUUGGCACGCGCUGCUGAAGCUGACUCGCCGAAUCAAGUGGAAAGCUCUUGCGCGUCAGUUGCGUGAGAAGCGCCUAUUUGGCCACUUGGCGUUGCCACGCUUGCAUGCGGAUUUCUUCAGAUGCCUGCGAUACUUGGUUGCUCCGACGACCCGCAAAGGUCAAGAUCAAUUGGAUCCGAAUCCAUACUUUUCUUCUCAUUUUCCUGUGGAUAUGAUGGAGAAGCGCAUGCGCAAGUACUUCAACAUCAGCCUGCGCCCGUCUGACAUGUACAGCAUCGUGCGGCAGAUGAAGUUCACGAGCUAUCAGCAGCUUAUCGAUUGGGCUCUAGAGCAGCGCCGGCGCGGUAACGGCAUCUACGAGAAGUUCUUGGCAAAGCAAGGGCAGAAGAUGCCCGGCCUGUUUGCGUCUUGGAUGCAAAUCUUGUGUGAGCCUGCCACCGCAGCGGGCCUCCGGAAGCAAAGACUGGAGUUGUGGGAUCGCGCAGCUCAAACUCCGUGCAGCUGCGUGAGUCCGAACCGGUUGCAAGAUGCUUUGGACAGGCUGCUCGAGCACCACGGCAAGUGCCCAGGAAGAUGGGCGUUUUGCUUGACGAAGCUGUUGCGAAUCGGCACAACAGCCAAAAACAGCAAUAUUUUGCUGUGGGGCGAAUCCAACAGCGGAAAGACAGCAUUGACCCGACCUUUGAUCCACAUCUUUGAGAAUCACGUGUUCUUGCGCCCGAAUCGAGGAGAUACCUUUGUCCUACAAGGUCUUGAAAAGAUGUUGAUAUCUGUUUUUCAAGAUUGGCGGCUUUCCACCACGCCGCUGCCGUAUGACACUCUGCUGCUGCUCCUAGAAGGUGAGUCCGUGAGUUGUGCGGUCAAGAAUUCCGCACCUGUGCUAGUGCACCAUCCUCCUCCAUUCAUCAUAACCACCCAGACGAAAGUCGUGCCCAAGACUCCCAGAGGAGAUCCCGACGAGGAAGAGCGGAAAGCCUUUCAAAACAGAUUCGGGCUGCGUUGGUGUUUCAAGAAUGCGUUAUCUUCAGUCCAACGAGAUCCCGCCUUGAAGCUUUGCUACUCUUGCAAAGGCUGCUAUGUCCGGUGGAUCAACCGGUGGUACGAGCAGUAUGUGGUGGACAACCCCGGCAUCGAUUCAGAAGUCCGGAUGGUGGAGGCAACUUUGGAGAAACAAGCAACUGAGGAGCCCUCUGCAUCGAGUUCGAAGCGUGGCCACAAGCGCAAGAGCGAGGAGCCUUGCAUUCCUCCCCGACAUCAUCAGCUGGAGGAGCGCAAGAGCGAGGAGCCCUGCACUCCUCCCCGACAUCAUCAGCUGGAGGCCCACGCCGAGGAGCCAAAGACUCCUUUGCUGGAGCAGCAAGAGGUGAAUGCAAGCAGUCCCCUCCUUACCGCUUCUCCGUUGCCACGGAUGAACCCAGAUUGUCCGUAUGCAGUGACGCAUGCAUGGAAAGAUGGUGAGCUCUUGGAAGUUACGCCGCUGAAGCAGAGUGCGGAAAAUACCGUUUUUUUCGGAAAUUUUUUUCUAAGUUGUAUCCGGAGUUGCUUGAACGAAACAUUCUUUGCUGCGUAUCGGUAG
Molecule: messenger RNA, 1872 nt
Organism: Symbiodinium necroappetens
Lineage: Eukaryota; Dinophyceae; Suessiales; Symbiodiniaceae
Source: the annotation of a GenBank genome assembly